CAUAUGGUAAUUGCUAUCCAUGCUUUGAGUUUCAGUUGAGUUACAAUUUCCGCUAUGAACAACUUCACUGUAACGCCGAGCAACGGCAGUUUGGAAAGACUCGAACCAGGCUAUGUCAUUUCGUUGGUUGUUAUAAACGCUUUGAGCUCCGUUACAGCUUGGGUUCUGAAUUUCUUGAUCAUUCUAACCUUGAUAAAGACGCCAUCAAUGUGGACUCCUUCGUAUAUUCUUAUUCUUUCUUUAGCCUUCUCUGAUCUUGGUGUCGGGAUUCUGGUACAGCCAGUUUUUUGUGUUGAAAUGUUUACCAAAAUGAAAGGAUACCCAUCCUCUUCUGAAGUGAGCUAUAAUCUUAUUAGAGAAAGCACCGCGUGGGUGUUUGGGUUUGGAUCUUUUCUGACGAUUACUGCCAUCACCAUCGACCGKUUCCUUGCUCUUCACUUGCACCUAAGAUAUCAAGAACUCGUAACAACCAAACGAUCGUGUAUAGUUCUGAUCAUCAUUUGGGUUUUAGCUUUAUCUGGACCCGUUACUCAAUGGAUUGAUCUUGUCGAAAUAAUUUAUCUAUAUUUCGCAGCAGCGUUAGUGAUUCUGAACAUAAUUUUAAUGGUUAUAAUUUCUCGAGCCGUGCGAAAACAUUCAACARUYAUCCAUGUACAAGAGCAAGCAGUACARGGAAGCUUAAACCUUACACGAUACAAGAAAAGUGUGAACGUAAUGUACUAUAUCAUGGGUACGGUGGCAGUUUGUUAUAUUCCUUUCAUUAUUGCGCAAAUUGUAUUGUUUUAUGUAGAUAUAAGCGUUUUUUUAGUACAAGCAACGUACACAAUAAUGUUGAUAAACAGUGCUUUGAAUCCAAUCAUAUAUUGCUGGAGAAURCAAGAAAUGCGAAAUGCCAUUUUGCAGCUGUUUCGAAGCAUUCCAUGUUUACACCAGCAACAGUGAAACAUUUCAAGCAAGACUCCUAYAAUAAUUCCGUGUUAUAACUUCAAACUGUAUGACGAUSUACUAUUUUAUAAAUGGAGUUUUUYCAUGUGRAAAUUGAAGGUUUGCAUUCUUUAUUCUGCAAGAAAAGACASUUUCCUUCCCCAACACGAGGAAGAGAUAUUGUGAAUAAAGGAACGAAUGAAAGGAUAGAGAAGGGACUUCUUUUUUCUAAGGGGAAGAAAGAAAGAAAAGAACACCGAAGAAUGCGAAUAAGAAAACAAGAAAAAGACAGAUAAAUAACCAACGUAGGCAAGAAAAGACAUGAAAUCCAGGAAAAUCUAUCCCUGAUUAAGUUCUUGAGUCUAUUCAAAAAACCUUCCACAUUACACAAAUAGUGUCCGACUUUAUACAGCAUCUCAGCUGUUAAACAGCUUCGAGACAUAAUAGUCAGAAACCUUCAUAAUAUGAUACAGGAUCAGCCAAUAAAAUCAACGGCAGCUUGGAACAGCUUUUGACAUUUUGUUGAUUGUUAUCAAACACUWUGUGCUCCGCUGUAAUUUGCGUUUUGAAUUUCUUGAUCAUUGUAACUUUUAUCAAGACGCUAUCAAUGUGGACACCUUCGUAUAUUCUUAUUGUUUCUUUGGCCCUGUCUGACUUUGGUGUUGGGGCUAUGGUACAGGCCGGCUUUCUGUGUUGAAAAGUUUGUCAAAAUGAAAGGAUGUCCAUCACUUUUUGAUGUGAGCUAUAAUAUUAGAGCAAGCACCGCUUUAUGGUGUGCUGUCUUAAUUCUCCAAGAAGAGAGUUUUCUCCCCUACCUCGUAAAGAAAAGAAGACGAGAAGAGAAGCAGAGAGAAUUUCAAUGGACAAAAGAAGGAAUAAGUAGGAAAAAUAAAGAAUACAGUCAAGAAGACGAGAAAAAGACUUKAUAUAAAUAACGAAUGCAGGCAAAAAGACAUCAAGUCAAGGAAGGAGACAAGACACAAGUAGAAUUUUUACUAAAAGGUCAUUAUAUUUCAAUGUCUAUGUAAAUAACCUUUCAUGAUACGAAAUAUAGUCUUAAUUUAAACUACAUUUCAGCUGUUGAACAGGCAAAUUUUCAUCAAAAUAUAACGAUCCCAUUUUUCUGAAAAAUGGAAUUUUUGUGAAAAGAAUACAUAUGUUUUAACUCAAUUAGUAUAGGUAAUAAUAUGGUUUCGAGUUCAAUUUGGAAUUCAUUUGCACAAGUUUGUUUUUYAAAGAGGAUAUCAUUGCGUGAGGCCGUAGGCCGAAAAAAAAAGAAAGCUUGAUCCUGAUUGGCUGAAAACAUCUCUUUUGUUUCUUAGCCAAUCAAAAGCGCAAAUUUUCGUUUGUAAUUGCACUGAUAUUACAGCUUUUUGCACUUCUCAGUCUGUUGAAAUUGAACUGUAGAAAUGUAAUUACACUGAAUUAAGAAUUAAUUGAGACGUUAACAGCCAAUCACAAUUGAGUGCUUUUUUCAUGUAUAUUAUUAGCAUGUAAAUCGCUAAUUAUUUCCAUAAAAUAUCAUAGAGGAUAUUACAUUUGCGCGCGGAGAUACAGAUUUUAUCUUCGAUUGUUGAAAAGA
Exaiptasia diaphana is the source of this 2506-nucleotide messenger RNA. Its product is annotated as G-protein coupled receptor 12-like. Gene Ontology annotation, biological process: G protein-coupled receptor signaling pathway. The coding region runs from base 55 to 942 and encodes 295 amino acids. The record is from RefSeq and is a predicted model, not a curated record. NCBI's taxonomy places the organism in Eukaryota, Metazoa, Cnidaria, Anthozoa, Actiniaria, Aiptasiidae. Gene Ontology annotation, molecular function: G protein-coupled receptor activity. The transcript has a single exon. Gene Ontology annotation, cellular component: membrane.